GAAUCGUCCAAUCAGCUUCGUCCGCGGCCGUCGUUCAAAACAGAAGAGGUAUUUGGUUUGAAUUUAACGGCGUCACCUCGGUGUUUUUUAGGUGAAGAUAUCGUGUGGGGAGACCAUUAUACGCACCCAAAAGGCAUCAAGACAUUUAAUCAACCAUGGCGGAAGGAGGAGAUAUGGAUUGGGAACUCAGCAAAGAGAACAUCCAGCCACUAAGGCGAGGCAGGGCUAUAUCAGCCUUACAUCAAGCCCUUAGCCAACAAGAAGAAGGAUCGACUUCUGCAAUCAACCAGCAGAAACAGAUGUUUGAAUCUGAACUACGAAUGUAUGAUGGAGAUGAUCCACUUAGCGUUUGGGAUAGAUAUAUUAAGUGGACAGAGCAAACUUUCACUCGGGGAGGAAAAGAGAGCAAUCUUACAAUGUUGUUGGAGCGGGCUGUGACCAAAUUCACAGAUGAAAAGAUGUACCACGAUGACCCUCGCUAUGUUGAGCUCUGGAUUAAAUUUGCAGCAAACUGCCAAGAACCCCUCGACAUUUACAGCUAUAUGCAAGCCCAGGGGAUAGGAGUGACACAGCCGUCGCUCUACAUUGCUUGGUCUGAAGAGUACGAGAACCAGGGAAAUUAUCGAAAAGCUGACCUCAUAUACCAGGAGGCGUUUAAAAAAUGCCCUGCGCCACAUGAUAGGCUCCAUCAGUUCCACAAAGCUCUGCAGGCUCGUGUGUCCCGACAGGCUUUUAUGAAAUUGGAAAAUGACAGCAGCGAUGAGGAGCCAAAUGAACCUGAAAGAAUUUCCCUUGCCGACCUCAGACAUAGAGGGAAAAAGAAGGCUAUUGCUCCCAUCAACAGGACCGGGAAGGCAAUUAAAGGUAUUAGAGGAGGCUUGCAGACUGUCGGUGCCCCUGUCCUCGGCAACGUCUCAAACAGUCAGCUGGUUAUUUUUAAUGAAAACAAAGCAGAAGCUGGUGGUCCAUCAGAACCUUCUCUGGAAUCUUGGGUGGCUCCCCCAACGUCAAGAGCAAAAGAAAAUGAACAAAAGCCUGAAAAAUGGUGUGAUGUGAAGGUGCUUCAGAAAACUAAAUUUGGACAUGCAGUCAUGCCUCCACCACCCCCAAAACCCACCUUCCAACCAUUUGUCGAAGAGUCUGAUGAGCCUCCAACAAUGACACCAUGUAAGAUCAACCCGGCGGUGAACUCUGUUCUUUCGGUGCGGAGGCCACACAAGGAAGAAACCCCUCUGAAAAGACUGCAAGAGCAGCAACAGCUGCAUAAAGAGGCUAAAGCAGGAAAACUGCAUGAGCAGAGCAUGUACUGUAAAGAGCUGCUGCUCAGCGGCGCCACUGAAUUCUGCUUUGAGGAGCUGCGGGCCGAACACUUCUUCAAGAAGAAGACGCAAGGGCUGCAGGAAACCAAAGUGGAGGGCUGUCAAGCUGCCGCCACUGUGGCUGCAAACUGAUACGUGCGCCAUAAAGGUUUUGUCAUAUUUUGUGCAAGGUUUUAUCUUGUCAUGGUUUGAUGCUUUUAGAAAAGUUAUUUUCUAAAAACUGUAAAGUGUAGAACACCACACUGUGGAAGUGCAGAGUUUUUAAAAAGUACACAAUGUAGAGCACACAACUAAAUGAAAACAGGAGAAAUUGAAUCUUUUUCAGGGUUUUAUUUACAGCUAUUCAUCUAACUCGGUGUUCCACCUGUCUGUUUCUCUCUUGCUCUUCUGUUAUGUAAACAUUUUUUCUGUUCUUUAGAACAGGGAAUUUUAUUAAUGCAUCUCCUUGUUUUUUUGUUUUCCAUGUAUUUCAGUAUUUAAGGUUUUAUUCCCUGUUCCAUAACACUCAAUGUAAGAUUCAGUGAAGCGACAUGGCUGGUUUUUACUUCCCUUGUUUAUGUCACUGAUCUCCAAUAAAGUUGUCAAAACAUC
Molecule: messenger RNA, 1910 nt
Organism: Cyprinodon variegatus (sheepshead minnow)
Lineage: Eukaryota; Metazoa; Chordata; Actinopteri; Cyprinodontiformes; Cyprinodontidae
Gene: bub1bb
Product: BUB1B, mitotic checkpoint serine/threonine kinase
Exons: 9
Coding region: 156-1451 (431 amino acids)
Biological process (GO): meiotic sister chromatid cohesion, centromeric; mitotic spindle assembly checkpoint signaling
Molecular function (GO): protein kinase activity; protein binding
Source: RefSeq, a predicted model, not a curated record